Neomonachus schauinslandi (Hawaiian monk seal) is the source of this 1555-nucleotide messenger RNA. RefSeq names its product transmembrane protein 119 (gene TMEM119). The transcript has 2 exons. Gene Ontology annotation, biological process: positive regulation of osteoblast proliferation; positive regulation of osteoblast differentiation; ossification. Lineage: Eukaryota; Metazoa; Chordata; Mammalia; Carnivora; Phocidae. The coding region runs from base 64 to 903 and encodes 279 amino acids. Gene Ontology annotation, cellular component: plasma membrane. The record is from RefSeq and is a predicted model, not a curated record.
UUCACCUGGCGGGAGCACCCAGGCCCUGCGUGCGGCCAGACGGACGGACUGGUCUGGGACAAGAUGGCGUCCGUGGUGGUGCCGAGGCUGGUGGUAUCUCUGCUGCUGCUCCUCAGGGUCCUGCCCGCGGUGGCCUACUCCGUGCCCCUGCACGCUGCCUUCCUGGAGGACACAGGGGGCAGCGGGGAGGCCGAGGGCUCAUCGGCCUCCUCCCCAAGCCUCCCGCCGCCCCGGACCCCGGCCCUCAGUCCCACAUCGGUGGGGCCCCAGCCCACGCCCCUGGCAGGCCCCAAGCCCCCCACCAACUUCCUGGACGGGAUCGUGGACUUCUUCCGCCAGUACGUGAUGCUCAUCGCCGUGGUGGGCUCCCUGGUGUUCCUGCUGAUGUUCAUCGUCUGCGCCGCGCUCAUCACCCGCCAGAAGCACAAGGCCUCGGCCUACUACCCCUCGUCUUUCCCCAAGAAGAGGUACGUGGACCAGAGUGACCGGGCCGGGGGGCCCCGGACCUUCAGCGAGGUCCCCGACCGGGCUCCCGACGGCCGGCCCGAGGAGGCCCUGGAUUCUUCCCAGCAGCUCCAGGCUGACAUCCUCGCUGCCACCCAGAGCCUCAGGUCCCCCGCCAGAGCUGCCCCGGGCAGCGGAGAUGGAGCCAGGAUGGAGGGCAAGUCAGAGGGAGAGGAGAGCGGCGGCCGGGAGGCGGACCAGGAGGCCCAGGGAUGUGGGAGCCCAGCGGAGAAACCAGGGGUGCUGGAGGAGCUGGGCACAGCGGUGGCGGAGGGGGCCCUGGAGGCCGGCCAAGGCCAAGGUGAGCCGGAAGCGGCUCCUUUGUUAGCCCAGGAAGCCAGGGGAGCCGCUGGUCCCCCCGAGAGCCCCUGUGCUUGCAGUGUCGUCCCCAAGGUCUAACAGGCCUCUGGGGCUGCUGGCCCCGACUGUCGGACUCCUCGUGGUCACCUCCAUGGGUGUGGAAAGGCCCUUGACCCUUGCUGCUCCCCGACACCCCCUCCUUGGCCACCCCCUGCUGCAGGCAGAGAUGCUGGUCUCCAGCGUACCCCAGGAAUCUCCCCGGGUCCCAGGACCAUUUGCCCCUGCGGCCCCAAACACAACGUCUCUGGGGAGGGGGGGAUGGGAAGGAUCCCCACUAUAUUCAUGAUACCAUAUCCCACGAAAUCAGCCCCGUCACUUGGGCAGACAUGCCACGGUCCCCCGGGAUGGUGCCAACAUUGCCGCUUUUCCAUGGAAGUAGGGAAGACAAGUCAGAGUAACUAGGAGUUUGGGAUGAGGGUGACUGGGACCUGCCGAGGCCCCCCCAGCCCCCCCCCUCACCCGGGCGGAAGCAGUUAAAGCUACUGCAGAAGUGGGUCUGGGGAGUCAGGAAGCUUCCGAGAGGCCCGUGCACACAUCAUGACAGGUCCCUACGUCAGCAUGUCCAAGGCUGGGUUCCCCGAGCUACUCUGUGGAAAAAGGAUUUUGGGGGCCAGUGAGUUGAGGAGACACUGCCUCUCCACUCCCUGCAACCCCCUCCACCUUAGAGCACCCCAGGGCUCUGCAAAUACUC